Suncus etruscus (white-toothed pygmy shrew) is the source of this 225-nucleotide messenger RNA. RefSeq names its product 60S ribosomal protein L37a-like. Gene Ontology annotation, molecular function: structural constituent of ribosome. Lineage: Eukaryota; Metazoa; Chordata; Mammalia; Eulipotyphla; Soricidae. The transcript has a single exon. Gene Ontology annotation, cellular component: ribosome. The record is from RefSeq and is a predicted model, not a curated record. Gene Ontology annotation, biological process: translation. Bases 1 to 225 code for a protein of 74 amino acids.
AUGGCUAAGUGCACAAAGAAGGUGGAGAUUGUGGGUAAACAUGGGGUGCAUUAUGGUGCCUCCCUCCGGAAGAUGGUGAAAAAGAUUGAGAUCAGCCAGCACACCAAGUACACGUGCUCCUUCUGCAGCAAGACCAAGAUGAAAACCAUCGCAGGUGGUGCUUGGACCUACAAUACCACUUCUGAUGUCACAGCUAAACCUGCCAUCCGAAGACUGAGGAACUGA